Messenger RNA from Cornus florida, 1494 nucleotides. Its product is annotated as F-box protein At3g58530. Bases 44 to 1126 code for a protein of 360 amino acids. The record is from RefSeq and is a predicted model, not a curated record. Gene Ontology annotation, cellular component: SCF ubiquitin ligase complex. Gene Ontology annotation, molecular function: protein binding. The transcript has 13 exons. Gene Ontology annotation, biological process: SCF-dependent proteasomal ubiquitin-dependent protein catabolic process. Lineage: Eukaryota; Viridiplantae; Streptophyta; Magnoliopsida; Cornales; Cornaceae.
UCGGCCAAUGUAUAAUUCGGUAGCGAGGUAAGCUGAUGUAUGAAUGGUUUGUACAGACGCUAUGGAGAGAGAAACUGUAGAAGAAGGACAAGAGCAGCUUCUAUGGAGCAGAGAAACAGUACCUAGGGUUUUGAAGAUCGUUGGCACGCGACUGCCUCAGAGAGACCUCAUCUCUGUACUCCUCGUUAGCCCUUGGCUUCACCGCACUCUCGUCUCCUACCCCUCCCUCUGGCUGGUUCUUGAUUUUCAUGAGAUGAAUAAUGGUGGUGAUCGACUUGUAUCGGCUCUGUCACUGCCUAGGUAUCACCAUGUGAAGCACAUAAACCUUGAAUUUGCACAAGAUAUUGAAGACAGACAUCUUGAUAUCCUCAAUAGCAAGCAUUUAGAUUCCCUUCAAAACCUGGAGUCAUUAAAUCUGAAUGGCUGCCAAAAGAUCUCUGACAAGGGACUUGAAGUUAUAACGGCUGCUUGUCCUAGACUGAGGGUCUUCUCAAUCUAUUGGAAUGUAAGGGUUACAGAUAUUGGUAUAGAGCAUUUGGUGAAGAAUUGCAAACACGUAGUUGACUUGAACUUGAGUGGCUGUAAGAAUAUUUUAAACAAAAGUUUGCAAUUAGUUGCUGACAAUUAUGAAGAAUUGGAAUCAUUGAACCUCACCAGGUGCAUCAAACUAACAGAUGGGGGUUUGCAAAAGAUAUUAUGCAAGUGCAAUUCUCUUCAGAGUCUAAAUCUCUAUGCACUUUCAAGCUUUACAGAUGAGGCUUACAAGAAGAUAUCACUUUUGCCCCAUCUUAGAUUCUUAGACCUCUGUGGUGCUCAGAAUCUAUCUGAUGAAGGACUUUCUUGCAUAGCCAAAUGCAAGAAUCUGGUCUCUCUUAAUCUGACGUGGUGUGUACGUGUCACCGAUGUGGGGAUCAUAGCCAUUGCACAAGGUUGCAGUUCCCUUCAAUUUCUUAGUUUGUUUGGAAUUGUUGGUGUCACUGAUAAGUGCCUGGAAGCCCUCUCAAGGUUCUGCUCAAACACACUUUCUACUCUCGAUGUGAAUGGAUGCAUUGGCAUCAAGCGACGGAGCCAUGAAGAACUGCUUCACUUGUUCCCAUAUCUGAGGUGCUUCAAAGUGCACAGCUGAUCUUAUGGUUUAUGGAAGUGGCAAAAUGAUUUUCUCCUUCCAUCAAGGUGGAUAUUACUGUUUGCAAAUUUUGGAGGCUAAUGAUGUAGACUUGGACAACUGUUGCCGAUUAUGUAGUUAUACAUGAAUGGUGGAAGAUACUCAAGAUAUGAAAGAGAGAGACAUGAGAUUCUUCGAUGUAUAAUGCUACUGUACAAAAUAAACUUCUUGGCUCUUUAUUAUUUAUUUUGUUUUUGUGAUGUUGGUUAACGAUAUAGUCUCUACCUGAUAACAUAAAUACUACUCAUAUUUGACUAAAGAGUACAAUUGACAAGUUGGGGAAGCAGAAGUUCUUUAUUCGAUAGGUCCCUCACGAAAGGAUUGAUCUC